CGUUCUAGCAAGGGUGGGAGCUCGGGCGGGUGCCUGGAAACUGUCCCCAAGAGCAGACGCGAGUUUGCCGAGCGGUGUUGACAUGCCUGGAGCCCUGGUGAUUUGCAGCCACUCUAUAUCCGUGGGUACGCGCGUUCGUAGAUAUAGAUUCUGUUUCCGUGCAGGGCUCUAGACCUGGGCAAGAGGCGGGAGCCACAUCUAUGUGGGCUUCCUGCUGUGGGUUGCUGAAUGAAGUCAUGGGUACCGGAGCUGUCCGUGGGCAACAGCCAGGAUUUAUGGGUGGUCCUGGCCCAUUCAGAUUUGCAUCAAAUACAGAUUUCUCAGCAUAUCCAUCUUCAGGAGCCAAUGUAGUUUGCAAAGCAUGUGGACUUUCAUUUUCAGUUUUUAGGAAAAAGCAUGUAUGUUGCGACUGCAAGAAGGAUUUUUGCUCAGUUUGUUCAGUUUUGUAUGAAAAUAUCAGAAGAUGUUCUACUUGUCACUUGUUACAAGAGACAGCAUUUCAGCGGCCUCAGUUGAUGCGAUUGAAAGUCAAGGAUCUGCGUCAGUAUCUGAUCCUUAGAAACAUAUCAACAGAUACUUGUCGAGAAAAAGAAGACUUGGUGGAUCUUGUUCUCUCCAAUCAUGGAUUAGGUUCUGAGGACACAGACAGUAGUAGCUUGCAUUCUUCAAGGUCACAGACUUCUAGUUUUUCUACACAUCCAUUUUCUCUGUCUGUAUCAUCCUCUCGAGAAAUUACCAAUAGAAGAGGAAGCACAGGAAAUGGAACCCCUUUACAGGGUCAAAGUGGAAUGCCUUCUGCAAAUAAUGAAGAUGAAGAAAACGCAGAAGAGAUGACCCCUGGGGUGUCCCGAAAACGAGCACGGGCAUCACUGUCUGAUAUUUCAAGAUUGGAAGAUGUUGAAGGGUUGAGUGUCCGACAGCUGAAGGAAAUACUUGCACAUAAUUUUGUCAACUAUUCAGGAUGCUGUGAAAAAUGGGAACUUGUGGAGAAAGUAAGCAGGCUGUACACAGAGAAUGAGGAAAAUUAUAAGACAUCGGGAGAGAAGAUGCAACUGAACGAGAAUGAUGAUAAUCUGUGUAGGAUCUGCAUGGAUGCAGCAAUUGAUUGUGUUCUCCUGGAAUGUGGUCACAUGGUUACUUGCACAAAGUGUGGCAAAAGAAUGAGUGAGUGUCCCAUUUGUAGACAGUAUGUUGUACGAGCAGUGCAUGUAUUUAAGUCUUAAGACCAAAAAUGCAUUUUAUAGCCACAUUGAUAUCCAAUAUUUUUGGGGGCAAGAGUGGUGAAGCUUGUUAUGGAUAACAUUAGUUUUAAUAUGAAUUGAACAUUUUUGAACAAGCUAUAGAAGUAUUUGAAAUGUUUUCUUAUGGUGUAAAAGUAAUUGAAAUUGCACCUUGGUGAUGUAACUCAGGCAGCUCCUGCUGCAUACUUUAAAAAAUACAAACUGUUUACAGCAGAUCUAGCAUCACUUCUUGCUCUUGAGGAGAACACCUUAAUCAUUAAUUGGCUAAAAGAUCAAGUCGAAGAAACUGCUUUACCAUGACUAUCUUUCUGACUCAAUGCAUAUUCAUUGAACCAAACUAAUGUAAAUUGCUUUUUGUAAAUUAAAUAUUGCUCUUUAUAGAAUGUAACUGUUUUGACUCUGUUUAACAAUGGUGUUAAAACAGUCAAUAAAACAAGAUUGUAGAAAGCAAUGUGUGCAUUUCUGUGCAGGUACAACUCAUGUUUCCAUGCUUAUUGGUUCAUUCAGAAUGUACACAUGUAAUGGCAGACAUUGUCCUUGAACACUUUUAUCAAAGUGAACUGCUUACUGAUAGCCAAAUACUAAUUGUUUAAAGAAUAAAGUCUAGUUAAAGGGAA
Molecule: messenger RNA, 1858 nt
Organism: Pelodiscus sinensis (Chinese soft-shelled turtle)
Lineage: Eukaryota; Metazoa; Chordata; Testudines; Trionychidae
Gene: RNF34
Product: ring finger protein 34
Biological process (GO): protein K48-linked ubiquitination; negative regulation of extrinsic apoptotic signaling pathway via death domain receptors; proteasome-mediated ubiquitin-dependent protein catabolic process
Cellular component (GO): cytoplasm; plasma membrane
Molecular function (GO): ubiquitin protein ligase activity
Source: RefSeq, a predicted model, not a curated record